Messenger RNA from Penicillium crustosum, 1074 nucleotides. RefSeq lists its product as uncharacterized. The coding region runs from base 1 to 1074 and encodes 357 amino acids. The transcript has 2 exons. Gene Ontology annotation, molecular function: (3R)-hydroxyacyl-[acyl-carrier-protein] dehydratase activity. Gene Ontology annotation, cellular component: mitochondrion. Lineage: Eukaryota; Fungi; Ascomycota; Eurotiomycetes; Eurotiales; Aspergillaceae. The record is from RefSeq and is a predicted model, not a curated record.
AUGAAGACAAAUUCACUCCGACCCCUGAUCUCUUUGCGAGGCAGGAGUCAUACAUGUCGGACUUACUCCUCGCUCUCUGAGCGCUUGCGUCACGAACUGACCACAAGGAAGCUCCCGUUGACUUACGACUAUCUACACCCCCAACCCUCGCAUCUUCUGAACCUCACACUCCGUGAUAUUCUUCCACAAUCUCAGACAAAAUAUCAGAACCCCGCCGAUUAUGCGACUCUACCGUCAUUACAGAACCCGUCCCCGCUUCCAGUCGGUCACCACUUAAUCUACUUCCCGCCGCAGGUGACCUUGUCGCAACUACUCCCGGACUGCACAGAUACGUUACACACACCGGGCGAACCAUUUAAUCGACGCCUUUGGGCAGGUGGAAAUCUAAGAUUCCCCGUGCGCAGUCCACCUUUGGAUGGAAGCCGCGCAGUGUGCAUAGAAUCCAUCCGCAACGUGACAGUGAAGGGUCGCGAGGGUGACGAGAAAGUGAUUGUCACCAUUGAGCGACGCAUUGGCAACGUUCCCGAACAAGAAACAGCCGAUGAGACCUGGGACCGGAUAUGGAAAGAGAACGAAGAGAACGCGGGAGAAUCGUCGGUCAUUGAGAACCGGGACCUUAUUUUCAUGCGUCUAAAAACCAGCGCCCAAAUCGAGGCCGAUAAGGCGCAGUUCGGAAAGCCUGGUAGGAUUGUGAAACCCCCCUCCGACGCGACAUUCCGCCAUACCAUCGUACCUACUAAAGCGCUGCUAUUCCGGUUCUCGGCACUGACUUUCAAUGCCCAUUCCAUUCACCUUGAUAAGGGCUAUACUCAGAACCAGGAGGGAUAUCCAAAUCUUUUGGUGCAUGGUCCAUUGACGCUCACGCUUCUGUUGAGUGUACUUCAACAACAGCUGAGUAAAUUGAAUCUCUGCGUCAGUGACAUUGAAUAUAAGAAUCUAGUGCCGCUUUUUGUUGAACAGGAGCUGGUGAUUUGUGGCAAGCCUAAGAAUGAUACCGGGGCUUGGGAUGUGUGGAUUGAAGGUCCAGAUGGAGGGUUGGCUGUUCGGGGUACUGCGCGGACGAGGUCGGAAUAA